AUGGCACCCCCAUCGCAUGCGCCGGAGCAAGGCCAGUCGGAUUCCCAACCGCCGACGGUCGCUGCUUUUUCUCCUUCUACGAUCACCGGCUCAGCUCUGACAUCGCGCCAGCGUUCCAGCGUCAUCGUGCAUCGCAAAUCUCCCUUGUUGGUGGCCACACCACCGGCCAUCACGCGGGCCCUGGCCUACUCACACCCAUACCUUCUUCCCCUGAAUAAACUCGCUGGUCUUUUGACAUGGACCUCUGGAGACCCAUGGCAGAGCUUCCUGCUCGUGGCCAUCUUCUGGACGGUGGUGCUCUACAGUGAUGCCAUCAUUCUUUGGGCAGGUCCGAUCCUGGUUGUGGUCGCGUUGAUCCUCGGCAUGUAUGGGCGCCGCUACUCGCCUUUGUCGUCAACUAUAUCAACGGGUGAAAAGCACCAGAGGAAGGUCUCCCAGGACUCAACUCGCCACCAAAAGAGUUUGGACGAAAUUGUUGAAACUCUCCGCAUCUUCACAACCAGAUGCAAUAUACUCCUCGAGCCUCUGCUCGACCUCACCGAUUUCCUAUCAACCCAGCGUACGCCCACAUCGGCGACGACGAAGCCUGCACUGACGGCUCUUUUCAUUCGCAUCCUUUUGGUAACUCCUGUAUGGAUCCUUAUGACUCUCCCGCCAUUCUAUUUAAUAACCACCCGCCGUGUCAUCAUGGCUGUCGGCACUAUCGUUUUGACUUAUCAUUCUCGGCCCGCGAGAGUCUCGCGUGUCAUUCUGUGGCGGUCACGGACCGUGCGUCGACUCUGUGCCGCGGCCACGGGACUUUCAGUGGCCGACACCCCAAGCAGUGCACCAAAGGCCCAGGCUCAAGCCCAAGGCCAAAGCCCGGGCCUGAACAUCUCUACUCGGAGGCGCGGGAAUAACUCGACUGUACGAUUCACAUUUGUUGUCUAUGAGAACCAGCGCCGCUGGCUAGGUAUUGGAUGGACCUACUCGUUGUUCCCGUCCGAACGUGCUCCUUGGACGGACGAACAUAUGAACGCAGUUCCUCCUAAAGAUACAUUUGAAUUGCCGGAUGUUAAAACGGGUGAUGCCAAAUGGCGUUGGGUUGAGGGGAGUGAUUGGCGCGUCGAGGGAGCGGACUUCUUCAAUUCAAAGUCCGAAUCGAAGGGUGCCACCGGCGAGGGAUGGAUAUACUAUGAUAACAAGUGGAACGAUGGUCGCCGCGGUCAAGACGGAUGGGACCGCUACACUCGCCGACGCAAGUGGUACCGUGACGCCGAGUUAGCCGAGUUAUCACCAUCAGGCACAGAGAACACCUCCGAAGAGACAAUCUCCGGACUCACCCAAGCCCUGGAAAAGGAGACGCAACAAGGGUUCGAUGAAGAUGCCGACACCAAGAGCACUGCCCCAUCCACUGCCUCCAAGUCCCGUCGCCGACGCUGGUUCAGCAACAGCAAGGAAAAGGAGAAAGACCAACUCGCUUCUCCCAUUGACAGCGGCCGUGCCUCGGGCUCAAACGUCUCCGGCGCUGUUGAUGGCCCAGGCCCCUCGCGACCUAUCAGCAUCCAAAACUCGCGCAAAUCGUCUCAAUAUCAUGCCCGCGAAGGAAGCGUGGCGACAAGUGACAGCGCCAGCUUACGUGAAAAGGAAAUGGCCAAUUCGCAGGACCAUCUUGAUAAGUGGUCAACCCGGGCUGCGGAUGGGACGGAGCGAGCAGAGAGAGAAUGGGGACUCAGCGAUGACCUAAAUAUGGGAUUGAGUUGA
Molecule: messenger RNA, 1743 nt
Organism: Penicillium arizonense
Lineage: Eukaryota; Fungi; Ascomycota; Eurotiomycetes; Eurotiales; Aspergillaceae
Product: PEX28-32 family peroxisomal membrane protein
Exons: 2
Coding region: 1-1743 (580 amino acids)
Biological process (GO): peroxisome organization
Cellular component (GO): peroxisomal membrane
Source: RefSeq, a predicted model, not a curated record